Lagopus muta (rock ptarmigan) is the source of this 1003-nucleotide messenger RNA. RefSeq lists its product as uncharacterized. The record is from RefSeq and is a predicted model, not a curated record. The coding region runs from base 230 to 1003 and encodes 257 amino acids. NCBI's taxonomy places the organism in Eukaryota, Metazoa, Chordata, Aves, Galliformes, Phasianidae. The transcript has 3 exons.
GUGUGUUUUACUGCUGGCUCCAGCACUGCUUCAGUGCGUUCCUGAUCUCUGUGCCCUGUGUUCUCUGUUCCCAUCCCUCCUUCCCUCCUCUGCUUUGUCCUGUCAGUUCUCUGCACCUCCAGGCAAAGUGAGGCGCUGUUUAUUCAUUUUUAACCCGCAGUGAUGAUUUACAGUUGAAGUGGGUGCGGUGUCUGAGCCCUGGAGGUGAUCUUGGGGGCGGGGAGGUGUUAUGGGGUGGAAUGCGUUGAUGGGAAGGAACCCGCAGAGCAGAACCCAAAGGCUGCGGGAGCUGGGUGACCCACCGGGUUACAGAUCGUAUCCUGAGCCCCAGAGAGCGGCGUGGGGCCGGAGAUGGCAGCCUUCUUCCUUCCCAUUAAAGGAGGCGUUGUGUGGAGCUGAGCAGCGCAGCACCCAGCCCUGCAAUCCUGGCACUGAGGAUAGGAAAGGAGCAGCACUCAUAGGAGGACAUUCAGCCUUUAUUGGCAGGCAGGAAUGGGACACAGCUGUGUUGACGGGAUGCUGGUCCUCCAGUGGCAGCUGUCUGCAGAUGGACGGGCUGUGCCUGCUGCCAGCAGUGGAGGUGAUGCUCCUCGCGGAUGGCUGGGCAGCCCCACAUGAGUUACGGGCUCAGAUUGGCACCCGCUUUUCCAGCCUGUGUUUUGGAGUUGGGAUUUUCCACCUCUGCCAGCAGUGGGUCGUUGUCAGAGGUCACUUUUGGGAUGUUUUGCAUCACGGCUUUACUACGGCUUCCCAUGGCACUGCAUCCAACCCCAAACGCACCCACAAUGACAGAGCUGCUGUUUGCUCUCCCGGAAAACAAUCUUGGGGGGGGAAAAAAAUAAAACACCACAACCAAAGCACAAAAAAAUCCGAAGCAAGUGGAGCUUUGGUUCCUUUCUCUGAUUUCAGCACAGCGCUGAGGAGCGAAGCAGACGGGUUCCAUCCCAAGGACAGCCUGGCUCCGCUCGCCCCGCCGCGUUCCCAGGAGGGAUGGAGGAGGUGA